Molecule: messenger RNA, 1263 nt
Organism: Aegilops tauschii subsp. strangulata
Lineage: Eukaryota; Viridiplantae; Streptophyta; Magnoliopsida; Poales; Poaceae
Source: RefSeq, a predicted model, not a curated record
AUGGUUCUUCCUUCCCUUGCUUCCCUCUGCCACACCGUCAUGGAGAAGCUAACUAGGGAUAAUUUCCUGGUUUGGAAGGCUCAGCUUCUUCCGCAUAUAAGGGCAGCCGGCAUGACCGGCUACCUCGACGGCAGUGUUAAGGAACCAGCCAAGGUUCUGUCCACGGAGAAGGACGUCGCCGGCAAGAAGGUCAUCGAGGAGGUAAAUAAUUACGCCCGCUCGUACCCCCUGCCUUCCUUCCACGACAACGCGACUUGCAUCGGCUCCACCGACGACUGGAUCGCCCUUCGCCAAGAUGACCACGCUGAUGGAUGCAGCUACCUCCUGUACAACCCUUUCUCGAACGGAAGUAUUCUGCUCGCACUCGACGGCAUCAUCGACAAGGCUACCACAUUUAGUAUUGCAUGGCUCCUCUUCGCCGGCCCCAUCUUCAACGACUACAGCUCGGUGGGCUACUCGUUCCUCCUCAAGAAGGAGAAGGCGGUGAUCGUGCAGCCCGACCGCGUCACCGUCGGCAACGGCCCGGCCUUCGGCUGCAUCAUGAUGAAGGACUUCCUGACCGAGCUGGGCAAGCGCCUCAAGAAGAACACCACCGCCUACGAGAACUACAAGCGGAUCUGGGUGCCCGAGGGGCAGCCGCCCGAGAGCGAACCCGGUGAACCGCUGCGCGUCAACGUGCUCUUCAAGCACAUCCAGAAGAUGCUCACCGGCGACAGCGCCGUCAUCGCCGAGACGGGCGACUCGUGGUUCAACUGCCAGAAGCUCAAGCUCCCCGACGGCUGCGGGUACGAGUUCCAGAUGCAGUACGGCUCCAUCGGUUGGUCGGUCGGGGCACUGCUCGGGUACGCGCAAGGCGCCACGGACAAGCGCGUCAUCGCCUGCAUCGGCGACGGCAGCUUCCAGGUGACGGCGCAGGACGUGUCCACCAUGCUCCGCUGCGCCCAGAACAGCAUCAUCUUCCUCAUCAACAACGGCGGCUACACCAUCGAGGUCGAGAUCCACGACGGGCCGUACAACGUCAUCAAGAACUGGAACUACACCGGCCUCGUCGACGCCAUCCACAACGGCGAGGGCAACUGCUGGACCACCAAGGUGACAUGCGAGGAGGAGCUGACGGCGGCCAUCGAGACGGCGACGGGGGACAAGAAGGACUGCCUGUGCUUCAUCGAGGUGGUGGCGCACAAGGACGACACCAGCAAGGAGCUCCUCGAGUGGGGGUCUAGGGUCUCCGCCGCCAACUCCAGGCCACCCAACCCGCAGUAG